AUGCCUCCUCCUCCCAAAGACAGCGCCAUGCGACGAAGCAGCCGCAGCUACUUUGCCAUUGGACGUGAGUUUUACGACGAUCACUACUCGGAUAGUUCGAUAGCAUCGGUCGAUGAAAAGCUGGACUUUAGUCAUUCCAUUCCCCGCGACCAAGAAUUGCAAGUGUUGCAGCAAGCCUACCAACAAGCCAUAGAUGCUGAUGACGCUAGUAGCAAUGGCAACUCUCCCAUGGUAUUCAUCCACGGGUUAUCAGGGACUGGCAAGUCGACCCUCUUUCAGCAGUUUGCCAAAUCUCUCGAAGAAAACUCUACAACAUCGAGUACUAGUAAGCCGUAUGUUCUGCGUGGGAAAUACCAAGAAUCGAGUACUCGAGAUCCUCUGAGUGCGAUUGUGGAGGCAUUCAAUGGCAUUGCCGGUCUGGAUGGAUCCAUUCUCGGCAAUCUACGGCCUUUGCUAGGACGACAAGCCAGUUCUGGGACACUCAUGAGUAGUACUGCUAAUAGCAUUAGUGCUGACGACGAUUGUGAAGACAAUGCAUCGACCGCCACGAACAGUAGCACCAACUCGCAGACACGGCGGGAUUCGAGUAAAGCGUGGAAUCGAGUCAAGUACAUGUUUCGAGCCGUCAUGAUGGCACUUACCAAACAGAAACCCGUAGUCUUGUUCCUCGAUGACUUGCAGUGGUGUGAUAAGGCAAGCAUGGAAUUGGUGCAGGAAAUGGUACUCGAUAGAGACUUGACCAACUUUCUCUUUGUAGGCGCUUAUCGAACCAGUGACGAGGAAGAGGAGGCGGACUAUGGCAACAACAACAAUUCUUCUCAACAAGCAAACAAUAAUAACAACAAUCAUCAUCAUGGCCACUGGGACGUGGUGCGAAAAAUACAAAAAACCAAUAUACCGUCCAUUCAUUUGAACAAUCUGUCUCUGGAAGGAAUGACACAGUACUUGAAACUGGUCCUCCAUCAAGAUCAAGAAGAAGAGGCUGAGGAGGAUGAUUAUUCAAGAUUGCACGAAUUGGCACAAGCCCUGCACAAAAUCACCAAUGGAAACAUUAUCUUUACCAAGGUUCUCCUCGAGGAACUAUACUCCAAACGGCUCUUGUCUUUCUCCCACAUGACAUUUACAUGGGAGUGGGAACUGGAACAGAUACCCAUGCUCGACAAUGUACUAGAGGCUGUCACACAACGGAUCCAAUCCAGAACCAAAAAAUCCAUGCUCCUCCGCAAUUUACUCAUUACCAUGGCAUACUUGCCUCGCAAUCGAGUUUCUAUUGAAUGCCUACAAUAUCUCAUUUGUCAUCUCGGAAAAACCGAUCCAGAAGAAGCGUCCUUAAUCCAGGAACUGGACAAGGCAGUCGGGGAUGGAUUUCUGGUACGGGACGCGGUAGACACCAAAUCCUACGGGUUUGCGCACGAUCGCAUCAAAGAAGCAGCGUAUUCACUCAUGCCGGAAGGUAAAGAACGAGAACGCUUUCGGUACAAAUGUGGGACAGUCUUGUAUGAAAUGUACGAAAACAGCGGUCUCGACUGGAUGCUACUCGCCGCUGCCGAUCAUAUCAACGCGACAACCAAAGCCGUCACCAAGGGAAAAGAUGCCAUUUUUCUUACAAAACUCAAUCUAGAGGCCGGCGAACGAUGCAUGUCGGUCGCGGCAUUCGAUAGUGUGUCCAAGUACCUCGGUCACGCCACAACCUACCUCGAAACAAUCAACACGGAACCAGUAUGGACGCAUCACUACGAUCUCACCCUGCAAGUAUACUCGCUCCGUGCCGAUGCCGAACUGGCCAACGGGAACUGGGAGAUGGGAUAUCAACUUUCCAAACAAGUAUUGGAACACGCCAGGUCCAUUGACGAUAAACUUCCAACGCAAUUAUCACUCGCCAUGGCUCUGGGACGACAAAAGAGCCACGACGAAUCGUUCCAAUUGAGUUGUUCGACAUUGCAAUCCAUGGGCUUGUACCCCAAGACGACAUUCGGAGUCACGACGGGGUUGAUUCGCGAUUUGAUGUACGUCAAACGAUAUUUUCGAAAAAAGUCGGACGACGAAAUUCGGAGCUUGCCCAUGUCAUCGGAUACCAGAAUGGAGCUAGCCACCGAGCUCUAUGGCACAUCCAUGCAUCAAUGCAUUUUCCUACACCGUAUCAAUGAUCUCGUCGCAAUGACCUUGAAGGGCGUUCGAUUGAGUUUGCAAUCGGGCAGUCUCUUUCCGCAAACCGGCCGAAUGAUCACAACCUACUUUUUCGUGUGCGACGCGCUCGGUGACUACCAAGGGGCUUGUCGAUUUGCCAAUCUGGGCCUCGCUUUGGCAGCGCAAAAUCCAGAGAAUUCCAAGUAUGGGUUCCUCUUGUACAUGAGAACUGUCUUUCUCGACUCGUGGCACAAGACGCCCAAGGAAAUGUCGGACCUGUAUGAGACCGCCUACCAACGCAACAUGGAAGCGGGGGAUUAUGAAUCCGCGCUGAUUGCGCGGGCCAGUUCUCUGGACCACGAGUUCCUAGCGGGAACUCCUUUGGCAUUGCUCGACAUUCGAUUUCAGGAUCUGAUCAAACGACAAGAAAUGUGUGUGGAUUCGUUGAAGAGAGUCACCGAGCAACAAUGGCUCCCUGUGCGUCAUCUUCGGGGCACGAUCGACACCCCAUUGAACUUUGAUUCUCUGGCGGAUUUUGACAAGGAUGAUAGUGACAAGAUCUAUUUGAUCGCGUGCUUUGCGUCCCGCCUCAUUAUUGCAGUCUUUUGGGGCAACUACGAGUUUGCCGAGAGCAUCCUUGCCAAAGCGGGUCCAGUGACAGACAAGUCGUACACGGGGAAGGUGCCGAGGUUGUUUUUCACAACGAUUGUCUACAGCACGCUGUACCGUAUCAAUGGAAACCGAUCCUAUCGAAAACAGGGCAAAGCUGCAACUUCGGAGCUCAAGAGUUUGAGUCAAGAGAGGGGAAUGAACAGCUGGCACCGUGUCCUCAUCGCCAAUGCUCACAUUGCAGGUUGCUCGAGAAAGAAAAAGUUAAGGGUCGAAGAUGUUCUGCGGGAGUACGACAAGGGUGUUGAAGCCGCCCUGGGAUGCCACCACAAACAAGACGCCGCGUUGGCGUCGCAAUUGGCAGCUGAGUUUUUGCUUUGGGUUCAGGAGGGCGGAAACAAGUCCAGAAGCAUUCUCAGUACCUGGGAGGAGGAUCGAGGUGACUUUGUUAUAGUUAGAUCCAUCAAUAGUGGCAUUCAGCGAGUGCCUCUUUGUGAUGUCCAGUAA
Seminavis robusta is the source of this 3243-nucleotide messenger RNA. The record is from the annotation of a GenBank genome assembly. Lineage: Eukaryota; Bacillariophyta; Bacillariophyceae; Naviculales; Naviculaceae.